CAUAUUAAUAGUGCCAUGAUGGCUCGAUAUCUUCUUGUGGGAUAUUCCACCCUCCCUCAACAUCGAGCUCUUUCCCGAGACAUCCUUCACAAGGCACUCUUUACGAUUCGCUGUCUUAUCCGAAAACCAAUCUGAUUGACACUUGCCAACAUCAUCAUGCGGUCUCUCUCUAGUUUCGCUGUCGCUGCAUUCCUUGCGGCGGCAAUACCCUACACUGCAGCUUCUGGAGAUAGCGACAACAUGGGCUUUCGCUAUGAAGACUGCAGCCCAAGUCAAGAUGGUAGCUGUUCCGGUUGCGGCGCUGAUUAUGUGCCCUGCGGUAGCGACACAUGCUAUAAUCCGAAGGCUGGCGAGACUUGCUGCUCAAGUGACUAUGCCUGUCCCUCCGGCUUCAAUUGCUCUACAACUGGUUCCAAAUGCAUUUCUGCAGAUGGGAAGCGACAUGCUUCUUUCAAUUGCAGAUUUGGCGAAAAUGACGAUGACAACGACGACAACUAUAACACAACCUCGUCCAUACUGUCCACUACCACCACCAUCACAUCUACAACGACGAAUACCGUUACUGUCAGUGCUUCCACGACCUCUUGCGCCCUAAAUGGAUCAACUACUGGACUUCCUCUUACAAGCUCUGUGGCCUCGUAUGGCAAUACCACCACUAUUGCGCUGAACACCACUACAUCAACCUUGUCUGUUGUCAAUGCAACUGGUGCCUCACCGACUUCCAACGUCACUUUCAACGCCACCAAAGCUCCUUCACCAACAAUUAGUCCCCCCAUCAAUGGGUAUAAGGGAGAUGCAUCUGGUCUGCAAGGUCAAUCUUGCGCAUCGUUGUUCGCUCUUGGCAGCCUGAUCUUCAUGUCUGCAUUGCUAUUGUAG
Exophiala oligosperma is the source of this 876-nucleotide messenger RNA. RefSeq lists its product as uncharacterized. Bases 157 to 876 code for a protein of 239 amino acids. The transcript has 2 exons. NCBI's taxonomy places the organism in Eukaryota, Fungi, Ascomycota, Eurotiomycetes, Chaetothyriales, Herpotrichiellaceae. The record is from RefSeq and is a predicted model, not a curated record.